Vicia villosa (hairy vetch) is the source of this 1610-nucleotide messenger RNA. RefSeq names its product zinc finger CCCH domain-containing protein 11-like. NCBI's taxonomy places the organism in Eukaryota, Viridiplantae, Streptophyta, Magnoliopsida, Fabales, Fabaceae. Gene Ontology annotation, molecular function: metal ion binding; mRNA binding. Gene Ontology annotation, biological process: cytoplasmic translation. The record is from RefSeq and is a predicted model, not a curated record. Gene Ontology annotation, cellular component: cytosol. The transcript has 8 exons. The coding region runs from base 235 to 1308 and encodes 357 amino acids.
AGUGAUAUGCACUAUCAUUGAGGGGGCAGAUCGGAAAUUCCAGUAUUUCGUAACCUUCUCGAAUCCAGAAACUCGAAACCCUAAUCUAACCCUAACAUUGGCACCAGGUACAGACCCACCAAUCUCCGCAUCUCACAAUCCCUCACAUCUUCUUGUUCUCCUCCUAACUUUCUUAUCGAUUCUACUUCUUCAUAUAAUUUAUAUAUUUAUUUGAAAUUUUGAUGCCGAUACGAGAUGCCUCCGAAGCAAUCAAAAGCUGAUGUAGCGAAGAAGCAGAAGGUUGUAGAAGACAAAACUUUCGGUCUCAAGAACAAAAACAAGAGCAAAGCAGUUCAGAAAUAUGUGCAGAAUCUUAAGUCUUCCGUGCAGCCCAAAUCCGACCCCAAAGUCGAUGCAAAGAAAAAGAGGGAGGAAGAGAAGGCUAAAGAGAAGGAGCUGAAUGAUUUGUUCAAAAUUGCUGUCAGUCAGCCUAAAGUCCCCGCUGGUGUCGAUCCAAAGUCUAUAUUAUGUGAGUUUUUUAAAGUGGGUCAGUGUGCUAAAGGCUUUAAGUGCAAAUUUUCCCAUGAUUUGAAUGUUCAGAGGAAAGGAGAAAAGAUUGACAUAUAUAGUGAUAAGCGCGAUGAUGAUACAAUGGAGGAAUGGGAUCAAGCGACAUUGGAGAAAGUGGUGGAGUCAAAGCAAAAUGAGUAUAAUCAGAACAAACCAACUGACAUUGUAUGUAAACACUUUUUGGAUGCGGUUGAGAGGAAGCAAUAUGGUUGGUUUUGGGCAUGUCCCAAUGGCGGUAAGAAUUGUAUCUAUAGACAUGCACUUCCACCUGGGUAUAUUUUAAAAUCCCAAAUGAAGGCUUUGUUGGAGGAAGAAUCUGAUAAAAUGCCUAUUGAGGAAGAGAUUGAAAAGCAGCGUGCCCAAGUGAAAACUACAACCCCUAUGUCUACCGAGUUGUUUCUCCAAUGGAAGAAGAAAAAGAUGGAUGAGAGAGAGGCUAGUUUGGCUGCCCAACAGGCAGAGAGGGCUAAGAAUGACCGUAUGAGUGGGCGUGAGCUGUUUCUGUCAGAUGCUAGCUUGUUUGUGGAUGAUGCUGAAGCAUAUGAUAAGUACCAUAGACAACCUGAAUCUGAUGAAACUGAACAGAAUGGGUCUGGGAGUGCCGCAAAUAAUGGUCCUAGCACCUCAGCAACAGGUGGUGCUGAUGAUGAACUUCCUGAUGAUAUUGACGACGAUGAUGAACUGGACUUGGAUGAGUUGGAUGAAUUGGAAGCUAGUUUAGCCAAGACAUCAAUCCAAAUUAAGGAAGCUGAAGCUUAAUCCCGAGAAAUAAUCUCGAUCUUGAUGUGAUAUUUUUAUGCAUCUGCUGAACAAUAUAUCAUUUGCUUCUAGCCAUUGGCAUUCCUUCCAUUUGAGGAAGUUUUUCAUAUGAAGCCUUUGAUGAUAAUGAAAUCACUAUUUGCAGCAUUGCAUUUGGUAUGGAUGAUGACAGUUUGGUACGAUUCGGUUUUCUGUAGUUAGGUCGCUCGAUGAACCUGUGACUGUGACACUUUUGUUGUUUGAAUAUGGAUGGUCUUUGUAUAGACUAUACCUUAAUUUUGUUAUUUGAGUUUCCUCCCCUA